ACGCACUUUUUUAGUUUGAAAAAGACUCCGCAAAGAAGAAGUUUGUUCGCGAACCACUAUUUUUCUUUGACUUUUUGCAUAAAAAAUACCAAUGAGUGAGCAGUCAGCCAAGCCCAUCAAGGGUAUUCUUAAAAGAAAAAGUACAUCUGCCGGUGAUGGCACUGAAGCAGCACGAGGGCUCAAGUGGGACGAGGCCAAUCUCGAGAUGAAUGAAGAGCAAAAGGACUCUACCAUGAAGAUUGACGAACCCAAAACGCCGUAUAUCCGCUAUGAUCCAGAGACGGACCAGGUGCUCAACAUGGGAGAUGUGCCAUAUAAGGCUGCUCACGAGGAGCCUGAAGACUUCUCGCUCGAUGCAGGGAACGAGUCGGAUCGAUCGAGUUCGUCUGGAAGCAACAAAAAGGGAAAGCGAGUGUAUCUCAGCGAUGACGACUGGGAUUCGGACGAGCAGCCAGAAGAAGAUGAACAAGGUAGGAAAACAGAGCGUUCCACGCCGAAGAAACAUCACGAGGAAUUCGCAAAAAAACGGGCGCAACAUUACAAUAUGGGCAAUGUACUUCGUCAUCCAGUGGACGAGGACGGCGUGGAGGAGGGAGAGAACGACGCCGGUAAAGACAACAAUGAUCCUAACAGUACCAGCAAGAAGAACAACAAGCAACAACCGCCUGUACCACCGAUACCACGACACCAUUUGGAUAAGAUGGAAGAAUAAAGAGUGGAAAGGCAUAAAGGGAGGACCCUGUUUUUGUGUAUCACAAGCACGGCAACAUUCAGUUGGUUUGUUAGUUGGAUUGAUUGGCAGCUAGCAGCAGUAAUAGCUAUCAUCUGUGUGGUGCGUGUACAAAGAGUUAGAGUUAGAGAGAGUUAGAGAGAGCUGAGCUUAUAUGAACGGAAAAGACCC
Zychaea mexicana is the source of this 901-nucleotide messenger RNA. RefSeq lists its product as uncharacterized. NCBI's taxonomy places the organism in Eukaryota, Fungi, Mucoromycota, Mucoromycetes, Mucorales, Lichtheimiaceae. Bases 92 to 712 code for a protein of 206 amino acids. Gene Ontology annotation, biological process: regulation of signal transduction. Gene Ontology annotation, molecular function: protein phosphatase inhibitor activity. The transcript is spliced from 4 exons. The record is from RefSeq and is a predicted model, not a curated record.